This is a messenger RNA of Bactrocera oleae (olive fruit fly), 23106 nucleotides long. RefSeq lists its product as uncharacterized. Gene Ontology annotation, cellular component: extracellular region. Gene Ontology annotation, biological process: chitin catabolic process; carbohydrate metabolic process. NCBI's taxonomy places the organism in Eukaryota, Metazoa, Arthropoda, Insecta, Diptera, Tephritidae. The record is from RefSeq and is a predicted model, not a curated record. Gene Ontology annotation, molecular function: chitinase activity; chitin binding.
UGGGAUAGCAAGCUGUCUAAAAAUGAACCUUGAAAAAAAUAUGGAAAGAAUUGAUGUAUGCUAGGCUGAAACCUCUUUUCGAUUCUCUUUGUUUUGACUUCUUGGCAGACUCAAUUGCUGUAACCAAAUGUGUCUUAGAGGUUGACCUGCGGAUAUUUAAAGAAAUUUAACUAAAUUUUAUUUAUCUAGAAAUAUAGCCGCAAAAUAAAGUACAAUUCGACAAGUAGAAAUAUCAAAUGUCAAGAACUGACAGCUGAAAGCAAUAAUUAAACUAAACUAAAUGUUAUGUUUAUUGAAGAGCAGUUUGUCUACCAUUAAAUUAAUCAAUUAAUCUACAAAAUUCAGACGUGAUAUUAUGUACUUUUAUUAACUAAACGCCAAAAGUAAUAAAUUUACUGUAUUACUUACCAUACAAAUUGGUGUGCAUUAAACUUUGGAAGGGACAAAGCGGACAAAGCAUCUAUAAAGUGCCAACAAGAAAAUAGGCGAUUGACUGAAAAUAAAAAUAAACGACAAAAUGCUUCCGCUUCCGCGAGGAGCGGUUUGGCAAACCCUCUUCCUAUUAUGUGCGGUGCUUUUCAUAAAUGAGGUCCGUUCAGAAGGCAGAGUCGUUUGCUACUACACCAACUGGAGUGUCUACAGACCAGGCACAGCGAAAUUCAAUCCACAGAACAUCAAUCCAUAUUUGUGUACACAUUUGGUGUACGCUUUUGGUGGAUUUACAAAAGACAAUCAGAUGAAACCCUUCGAUAAGUACCAGGAUGUAGAACAAGGCGGCUAUGCCAAAUUCACUGGCUUGAAAACGUACAAUAAGCAAUUGAAGACCAUGAUUGCCAUCGGUGGCUGGAAUGAGGCCUCAUCACGUUUCUCGCCGCUUAUGGCCAACCCGGAGCGACGACAGCAAUUCAUUAAAAAUAUUUUGAAAUUUCUACGUCAAAAUCAUUUUGAUGGCAUCGAUUUGGAUUGGGAGUAUCCGGCACAGCGUGAGGGCGGCAAGCCGCGCGACCGCGAUAAUUAUGCGCAGUUUGUGCAAGAGGUGCGCGCCGAAUUCGAACGUGAGUCACAGAAGACCGGACGUCCACGUCUGCUGCUGACAAUGGCUGUACCAGCAGGCAUUGAGAACAUCGAGAAGGGUUACGAUAUACCCAAACUGAACAAGUACCUUGACUGGUUCAAUGUGCUCUCGUAUGAUUUUCAUUCAUCGCACGAACCAUCGGCUAAUCACCAUGCUCCAUUGUACUCACUGGAGGAAGAGUCCGAGUACAAUUAUGAUGCAGAAUUGAAUAUUGAUUAUUCCAUCAAAUAUUAUUUGAAAGCUGGCGCUGACCGCGACAAGUUGGUGCUGGGCAUACCAACAUACGGACGUUCGUAUACACUGAUUAAUGAGGAGAGCACAGAAAUUGGCGCACCGUCAGAGGGACCGGGUGAACAGGGCGAUGCUACACGUGAAAAGGGCUAUUUAGCCUACUAUGAGAUAUGCCAAAAUCUGAAAGAGGACCCUGAGUGGACCGUAGUACAACCAAAUCCUAAUGCAAUGGGCCCAUACGCCUACAGACGUAAUCAAUGGGUUGGUUAUGAUGAUGAAGCCAUUGUGCGUAAGAAAGCGCAGUAUGUGGUCGAACAUGGCUUAGGUGGUAUUAUGUUUUGGGCCAUCGAUAACGAUGACUUCCGCGGCACUUGCAAUGGAAAACCCUAUCCAUUGAUAGAAGCAGCUAAGGAUGCUAUGCUCGAGGGCUUGGGGCUUGGCAUCAACGAAGUUGCUAAACCGAAUGCGCCCAAGAAGCCUUCACGUUCACGCAGUCGUGAGAAUUCGUCAUCGAAAUUAAAUCGUAUUAGUGGCAGCAGCGAGGGUAAGGGAUCUGCGAGUCGUACGACUUCGAGUAGUGGGCGCCGUCGUUUACAAUCCACCACAACAACAACAACACAAGUGCCCGAAACUACGAUAAAAUUGACUAAUCCAGAAGGCUCUUCAUUGUAUAUUGGCGGCCGCGUGACAACACCAGCACCACCUACCACGCCUGACCCGGGAACUGACUUCAAAUGCGAAGAAGAAGGGUUCUUCCAACAUCCACGUGACUGUAAGAAAUACUAUUGGUGCUUAGAUAGCGGUCCGUCUGGUUUGGGCAUUGUGGGCCAUCAGUUCACUUGCCCAUCGGGACUGUAUUUCAACCCGGCCGCAGACUCGUGUGACUUUGCGCGUAAUGUGCCCUGCAAAACGAAGAAAGCUACAACCGCUGCACCUGUAAGCAGCACAACGACGACAACCACUACACCACGUCCUACAGCUUCCCUCAAUCGUAUUUCGGCUGCCACUUCGCGCACAUCUUUCUUUAGAACCACCACUACAACUACAUCAGCUCCAGAGGAGUACGAAGAAGAAGAGGAGGAGGAGGUGGAGGAUGUACCAACACAUACUAAAGAUAGAGAUGCUGAAGAAGAUCCACAGGUUAUAAAAGAACUCAUUGAACUCAUACGCAAAGUGGGUGGUCUUGAAGAGUUAGAAAAGCACUUGCAACGGAAAGAUGAUGGCACAAUAUCGAUUAAAGGCGGCUCGAGUGAAUCAGGUGUGGCUACAACGCCAACGCCGAUUAGUAAAAAUCUUUACGACAAAGUGCUUAGCAAACCUAACACCUUCAACUCGUUCCGCAAUCGCUUUUCCUCAUCAUCACUAUUUAGAAAAUCUGGCCAAGCGAAAACGGAAGAGUCGACUAGUAGUAAAUUAGAAAGCGAGGAAUCACAGUCUAGUGAAGGUGCCAGCAGCAGCGGCUACUCCAAAUACUCGUCUGUCGUGCGCGGUAACAGCAGGCAGGGUCCGCAAAAUGAGGGACUUGAUAAGUUGUCCGAGUUCGAUGGUUUUCUGAAAGAAAAGAAACAAUAUGUGACAAUAAACAGGCAUAGAGGUGCAUUUAGAGGACAAGAUGAUGAAGAUGAAGUAGAGGAAAAGCAAACUGUUGAAGAUGAUACCGAAGAAGAGGAAUUGAGUAGUAGAAGCAAAACCACAAAGCGGCCAACCAACACAGUCACACCUUCGUAUGCCAGCAUAAAACGCACCAGACUAACAACUAUUCGUACUGAAUCAGAUGAAGACGCUGAAGGAAGUGACGAAGAGGCUAAAACUGUAAAAGAGAGUGAAGACAAGCGUACCUACACAUCACUAAAUCGGAAUCGCGGUAGGUUUACCACCACUAAAAGCAACCAGCCAGCAGAGGAAGUUGUAACUAAUUCAAAUAGGUAUAAAUAUCUGGAGCGUACGCGUCCCACAAACAGGCUUCAGACAUCGGCCAGCAGUCAAGAUGACGACGAGGAGGAUCAAGAGGAUGAACAAAAUGUAACGGUACAAUUAAAUGGGGCUGCAAUAGAUUCCACACAAAAAUCAACACAAACCACAACACGCAUCUAUGCGAAUAUAGGUCGUCGUACCACAACAACAGAGACUCCAACCACCACCCAAGAAACACCAACCAGAUACAAUUUAUUAGAGAACAUUUUUAGUAACAACGAAACACCUGAACCAAUUUUACCAACUACUACUACCUCUAUAACAACCGCAAAUGACUCACACGCCCUAUCCAUAACCAUUAAAAAUACUAAUCCCCAAUUCAUACCCAUUACCACGAAACAAACCAUUGCCACCACAUCCCAACCCAUUAUUUCCACAACAAUUGCAGCCGCUACUACAACAACAUCAAAUGAUAUUGAACUAACCGAUACCAAAUCCACCAUUACUACACUCCCACCAAACUUUGAGUCUGACUCAAAGGAUGCCUUAGACCUUUCGCUAGAUGUGAAUUCCCUUAUUGAAAAAACUGCCUUAAGUCCCAACGAAAGUCCAAAGGAUAUAGAAUUCGCUGAGACUACAACGGCUAGAACAACGAAAACUCCAACAACGACCGAAACACUGACAAGCACUGCUACUACAGUCACCUCAACUGACACUGACUCAACCUCCAACGGCGAUGAGGUAACGAAUUUAAGUAAUAAUCGCACAAAGACACAAUAUAAAUUUAUAACAAGAACACGAAAUGUUACUAAAGCAACAACAACAAACACUGACAUAGACACUGAAAAUGAAAGUGAAAACAACAAAAUUUUCGAAGAAACCAAAAAACCUAGUCUAAAAACGGGUAGUAGUAGUAGUACUGAUGAUAAGCUAAGUAGUAAUAUUAGAGGUAAUACCUUUAAAUACUCUGGUGGUAGAAGACAACAACAAACAAACGAGUUACUAACUCGUAAAAAUCAAAUACAAAAUCAACAGAUAGAUUCCACAACGGAUUCCACAAACAGCAUAACAACCACCGAAUCUACACCCACUAAUGAAUUCCUGGGAACCAUAUCUAGCCCUAGACCCUUCGGUUAUCCCAGGCGUCGUACGCGCCCGAAUAAUAUCAAUCCAACCAACAAUGCUGAUGUACAAACUACUACUACCGAGAGUUCAGAAGAUGAACAAAGCAUAAUUAAGUCGAGGUUAACGGCGACAAGUGCCUCCAAAAAUAAGGUGAGUUCCAAUUCAGAUGUGUUGCAAGUACAAACCGGAUUGGAAACAAACGAUGAUGAGGGCAGCACUACGCACACCCUUACACAAAUGAAAUUGCACACACACACGCAUGUAGUAGAUGUAGUAGACGGUAUUAGUGGUGUAAAUACAAAUAAUAGUCUAAGGCAUGUUGUAGAUAGAAACCAUAGCUUAAGUAUAAACAAUACACUUUCAGCACAAGAAAAGAGUGACAGUCGAGCGAAUAUCGCCUCCGCUGAGACCCUAAAAAGCGAGCUCGAAAGCAAACGCGAACAAUUAGCUAAUACAGUGUCAGAAAACAAAAGUAGGGAUAGUGUAACGCAGCUAAACACUUUGACGACAAAUACCAAAGACGAGACGCAGAAGACAAGUAAGUAUCGCGGCAAAAGUUUGACAACCGAGACCGGGUCAGCGUCGGCUCUAAAUGGUAUUUCUGCAACGACAGCUGACACGACGAAUUUCCGUAGUCGUGGCUUGAAAAUGGUAAGCGAAGAAAAAGAAGAGCUGAAAGGCCUCGAAGCUGGCAACGAGUCGGUUAGUACCGCCGAAAGCAGCGCUACUAAUCACACGACCUCGACAUACACAACAGUCGUUAGAGACAACGGUAAACAAAACACAACUUCGACUGUGACCAUGCAUGCCAACGAAACCACCAUAACCGACGAGGGUAACGGUUUGGUAAAAAUUCAAACAGUCUAUACGACAAUCACAAAUACUGACGCUGUUGGUACGGAACAACAUAAAACAAGCGCUGACGAUCAAUCAACGCAAAAUAGUAAUGGAAAUGUUGUGAAUAACAGCAAAACUGGCAAAACCUACGCCACUAUCAACAGAGGAAACGCGCAAACGCACGAAACGAAGCUAGACGUAAGCUAUACUGCAUCCAACGAGGAUUUGGGCACUAAAAAUACCACCACUGUCAAAACUCUGGGCGAUGGCAGCAUCGUGCGUACAACAGUCUAUACCACGAGAACGAAAGAUAGCAACGGUAAAAUCAUCACCACAAUAGUUGAAGAAACCAUAACCACGCGCACGAAAAUCGAAAACUAUGAAGACAGUAACAAUUACGAGGGUGGUGAUCGCAAAUAUCAAACCAUAACGCGUCGCACUGAUCACACGCAUGAUCCCACUAUCGAGACAAUACAUUACAACACUAUUAUGCGCGAUAGCGACGGCGUAAAACUAAACGAGGACCAAACAUCCUCUUUCUACCGAAAUCUCGAAGAAGUUGCAAAGCAAGCGGAACAGAGUCGCAGUCGCAUAUACCAGGGUAUAUCACGUGGUGGCAAAAUCACGCAAACGGCGAACGAAAGCGAUGCAACCAGUGGAGUGGUAGAAAGUGAAGAUAGCAGGUCGGUCGAAAAAAGCGAAACGCACUCGACUGAACGUGGCUCAAGUAAGUAUCAUACAAUAAAUCGAGGGCAUACGGUAAGUGACUUCCAUGCAAGUACUGAGAUAUCGAAUCAGCGCGAAAACAGUCGUUUCACGGACAAAAGAAGUAAGAAUGCGAGUGGUGGUUACGUUAGCACAAGUCUUUCGCAGGAAAAGAUAUCGGGAUUGAAAAUAACUGAAGACAAAAAUGAAAGAUCAACAUCAAAUAAAAAUAGCAUCGAUAAGAAUGCUAAGUUCUCUGGCGCUUCCGUUGAUGGUUCGUUGGAAGUGGAAAAUACGGCCGCCGAGAUUACUGAUGAGGAAAAGCACGCAACUACGCCACGGUUGGCAAAAACUACCACCGAAAGUUACAUCACGACAACUGUUGAGGUAAGCACUUCGCUACCAGAAGUUGAUGAAACUACUAUAACACCCGCCGAGUUAUCAGUAACUACAGUUGUCCCCGAUAUUAAGGAAACUACAUUGUCAACUUCCUCCCAAACUGAACUUUCAUCUCACAAGGAAACUUUUGCACAUCACAGAGGUAUAGCCUCAUAUUCCGCUGUAAAGUCCGAAGAUACGUCAAAUGAGACCGCAAGAAAAACUAGUGUUCGACCUACUAUAACCAAAACUUCUGCUGAAACCGAUGCAGCUGUUAAAAAGAAAAUCACGACUCGUCACAAAGUUAAAACAGCUUCGGAAAAUAUAGAGAUAAAAUCCACUGAAGUAAGGUCCAAAGUCCGUGGCAGACCAACUACAACACCUGUUCCACAAACUACUUCACAAUCGGAAAUUGAAGAAACUACAGUAGCAACUACUGAAACGAGUUUGAAAGUUCGUGGUACCCUAACUACAACCGCAGUUCCAGAAACUACGACCCACUCAGAAAUUGAGGAAACUAUAGUAAGAUCAACUGAAGCGAGUCCCAAAGUACGUGGUAGACCGACUACAACUGCAGUUUCAGAAACUACCGCCCACUCAGAAAUUGAAGAAACCACAGUAGCAACGACUAAAACGAUUUUAAAAGUUCCUGGUAACCCAACUACAACUGCAGUUCCAGAAACUACUACUCACCUAGAAAUUAAGGAAACCAUAGUAGUUUCAACUCAAGCGAGUCCCAAAGUACGUGGAAAAUCGAGUACAACUGCAGUUCCAGAAACUACCGUUCACCCAGAAAUUGAAGAGACCACAGUAACGUCUUCACUUACAACUGCUGCUCCCGAAACCACUUCCCAAUUAAUGAUUGAAGAGACCACUGUAGCUGUUACAAACACGGUAAAAACUGAGCCCAAAGAUAGCACUAAAGUUACUGUUAUAGAAAACACAUCAGCUCCAGAAACAACAACAUCGAUCCCUUCUGAAACCGAAACAACUGCUUUUCCAGAAACGACCAUUUCCAGUGCUUCCAUCAACAAAAUAUUAUCAUCCCGUCACAAAGUUCUGGCAUCUUCUGAGAUCACAGAAAGGCACACAAGUGAUACUAAUUUCAAAGUAAGAAGCAAACCAACUAAAAUAUCUUCUGGAGAAACUACCGAAGAAAUCACAACAUCAUCUGAAACCGAUGCAACUUCAAAACGGACUAUACUGCGUCACGGAGUUAGUGGAUCCACAAAAUAUACGGAUAAUGAUUCUACUGAAACAUUACACAAAGUUCGCAGCAGACCAAUUACAACUGUUGGUCCAGAAAUCACAGUAGCAAAGUCUUCACAAACGGAUAAUACUGCGUAUAGAAGAAACAUUACACGACACAGAACCUCCGAUAAAAUAGAAGAGAGUUCAACAGACAGUAAAUCCAAAGGACGUAGUAGACCGACUACAACUAUUUCUCCGGAAACCACAAUAUUAUCUUCUUCAGUAACUGAUACUAACGCGAAUAGAAGAAACGGUAUUCGACACAAAACAGCCACAUCUUUCCAGAAAACAGAAGAGAAUUCAAUAGAAACGAAAUUCAAAGUACGUAGCAGACCAACUAUAACGACCGCUAACUCGGAGACUGAGGAAAUUACUUUGUCAGCUUUGUCUGAAAGUAAUACCGCUACCAAUAAAAAAACAUUUACACGUCAAAGAGUUGGAACAACCGCUGAAACUAUAGAAGAAAGCUCAACUGCGAUAAAAUCGAAGGUACGUGGCAGACCAACUACAACAGCGCCACCAGAAACAACUGUCAUUCAGGAAGAAACCAUUACAUCGCCAGCAACUCAUUCUACUAUAAGAGCAUCAAAAACUCCUGCUACUCCAGCAACCACAAUUAUACCAGAAAUAAGUGAAACUACUGUCACAGUUUUUGCAGAGUCUUUGAGAUCAGACACAACUGACACAACAUCAGAAGAACCGAAAACCGAAGCCAAAUUGAGUGCAACAGAUUCACCAAUAACCACUUUUGCACCGGAAAUAAGUGAAACAAGUACAUUAUCCUCAAAUGAAGCAGUUACAGACCCUACAGAGGAUAUAAGCAAAUUAAAAUUUAUUACUGAUACACCAGCUGUCACCGAAUCUAGUACGUUUGUCAUUUCGGCCGAAACAACUACAACUCCUGUACCAACGAGUACAUUUGCGCCAAUACAGACUGCAACUCCGACUACUGGGGAAACUGAGCAACCUACACCGCAAAAUAUAGGAAUUAGAACUGCUCAGAAAAAUUUCAAAGAAAGUAAUUACUCUUCUACGAAAGCAAAAGUCAGUACUAAAGAAAAGGAAGCGACCACAGAAAAUGUUGACACACAAGUUUAUGGAAGUAAAGGUCGUGCACAGACCACACGUGGAUAUAUAUUAAAAAAUAGUGAUCAGGUCUCAACAUCGUCCAUUGACGCUACAUUGAAUCGUAAGACAACAAGUCAUACUUAUAGCGCAAACGAAAAAUCAUCAACUACCAUACAUUCAAGCAGGAGAGAAGAGAAUGAAGACGGUGAAACCAAAUCCACAACUGAAACACCACAGCGACGCACGACCUAUCGAGGUACCUACCGGCCUCACAUGGACAAAGACGAUUUAUCCUCAUUAUUGGCGCUUGAUGUUAAGAAGCAGCGACCUUACAACGAGAGUCAAUAUAACCUCGGUAAACGUAUAUACUUGGAUGGAAUUUACAAAGGGGAAGAAAGUAGUGCAUCAUCAAGCGAGCGAAAUUCCUUUCAAACCGUUGGCUCACAGCUAGAAAACAUUAAGACUGACGUACGUGAGGGAUCUAUUAAAAUUGGCGCUGGUGGUGCUGUAACUCAAGAUUUAUCGACAAGAACUACGACCGUAAAUAAUGGAAAUGAAACAAGCUCCAAUCAUCGAAGAGCAACGGUUAUUAGAAGAAGAAUCAGUGGCUUUCGAAAUGCUACCAGAAAUAGUAAUGAGGCCGUGGCAGCUAAGUUGGCUGCAGGCUCCGCUGGAAUAAAAACAGUUGAAGGUGUUGGAGAAAAUGGAAGAAUUAGUACCACGUUGACAUCCACGCAGCAGAAAACUAAGACACUGUUACAUAAUAAUGCAGAGAAUGUAAAUGAAAGCGAUUCCGAUAAUAAACACGCUGCUGUAAAGAUAACGAACUUAAAAAGUCUAGGGUCAGCAACAGUAGGCGCUCUCGAAGACAGUUCUACAUACGAAGAUGAGUCUACCUCAAGUAACAGUAAGAAACUAGAAGCAGAUGUUGCUGUUCUCGAUAGUGAAAAUAUAGCAAGUGAUGCCUUCAAGAGUGAAACGACCAAUACCGGCCUCUCAACAACAUACACCUUGAGUAGAAUUAAGGGUAGCUCAGCUGCAGGCGGUGAAGCAGAUGACAACGUCAGUUUUUCAAGUAACACUGCAAAUUUAAGUGAACGCAGUACGAUUGCCGAUAAUACAAAAUCCAAUAGAAUAUCGGACAGUACUGCCAUAUCAUCUAACGGUAUUGUAACAAGCCAUGUUAAUGAAAGUUCGGCAACGAAUUCUAGACGACUUAGCUUAUUAGCCGAAAACAGGAAGUUUUUGAAGACGGAAUCUAAUGGAGCAUCUACUGAUCACAGCGUAAACGAAGAGGAGAAUUCUGCGCAAGUUUCUGAGACAACAACAACCAAGAUGAGUGAUCUCGACAAGGUUGUCACUCAAGGCAUGGUUGGCGAUGAGGGUGCAGUUAAAACAGAUGAAUCAAAUGCUAAAGAGUUGUCGAGGAGCCGUAGUACAUCCUUUAGAUCAGGAAGUGGUCGCGCCGGAUAUAGGGGCCGCGCACAGUAUUAUAAUCAAGGUAGUAGCAGAAAUGUGAAUCGGUUAAGCGGUGCCGAUACACAUUCAUCAAAAAUCGAGUAUGAUGAAAGUGGCAAUACCAAAACUCAAACCACUUAUACACAAACUUAUAAUAACGGUCCCAAUACGCAGAAACCCGUUAAACGUGUGCACACAAAGACCGUACAAAAAGUGGAACCAGAGUAUGAGUACAUAUACGAGGUUAUAACUGAGAAAAUCCCACCAAGUACACCACGCCCAGUAACACGUAAUCGUGGUGGCGUACGCUUCCGUGACACUGAUUUGUCGUCCUUACUCUCACUAGAUUUUGCAGCCAAGUCGAAACGAAGACAAGAAGGUGAAAAGACAAUCGUUAAAACCAGAAGAAAAUUAAUAAAAAAGCCAGCGACUAUAACUGAAAGUGAACAUGUUGAAGAAUAUGAAUACGAAGAACAGCUAGCAGAACGACAAGCCGCAACUAGACCAACGCGUCCAACCGCAACUGAAGCCAGUACAAUUAUACGACGUACAAGACCCACAAGACCAUUGCGCUCAACCACGUCAACAACGCAACGAAUUACAGAUGCUGAAGAGAAGGAAGUAGCGCAACUGAAGACAACAACUGCGUCACCAAAACCGACAACCAAAAAAGGAUUUGCUUUUAAAAAGCCAAUCUCCAAACUGACUUCAAAAACUGCAACAACUGAGGAACCGCCUGCCGAGGAACCCCUAACUACUACUACUGAAGCAACUAUACAAACAACUAGAAAGGGUUUAGCAUUUAAACGACCAGUUUCAACAAUAAAAACCACCGAAGCUCCAGCUACAACUACAACAGAUGCGAGUACUGAAGCUACCGUAGCUACACCGCGACCAGGUUCACGUCGGAAAAUCAUAAAAGUACAACGUCCUCUGAGUAAAACAAAAUUUGAAGAAGUCGUUAAUGUGCAGGAAGCAGUUGUGAAGCAAGCUAAGGUCGUGACUAGUUCACAGGAGAGCUCAGCAACGAUAAUUACGACAAAAGCGCCCACAACGACAACUACUACUGAAGAACCCGUAACUACCACUACCUCUACAACUAAAGAUCCGCCUAAAACUUCCACAACUGAGGAAGCUCCCAUAAUAACAACCACAACACAGACUGUUGAGGUUGCCGACGAUUCAUUGGAUGUACUCAAAAAGGAGUUCUCUAACGCAGUUACCAAGCUCCGACACAAUGUCGAUGAAACUGUAAACGGACAUACCACCGUUCCAACCAAAACCACGACAACCACAAACACAGCUAAUGGUGAAACUAAAACCUUUACAAAAACUGAAAAUAAGGUUACUGAACACAACUCCGUGUCUGAUUUAAAUGACGAACUGAACGUUGCUGGUGAAGAUGUUUCGCUCUCAUUACCUAUAUAUCAUCGCAGAAAGUACUAUCAAUAUUAUAAAGACUCGCCAAUAAUUUAUAUAGGGAAGCCACAACCACCAACAUCAGCAGAAACCAGCAGCGUCGAUAUUAAGAAACAAAUACACGAAGUCUUCAACAUAAGUAACGAAGGCAACACAACGUUCGGUUCUGGAGAACUGGACAACAAUAGCACAGAUGUGGCAUUUGUCACGGUAGACAAUAAUAACACAGAUAAUUUUUUAUUGAAAACCCCCGGGUCAAAGUAGGGGCACCUGGGGGCAAAAUCAAUCGGUACAAAAUUUACAACAUCUGGAGAAGAAAUAAUCGAUGACCAAAACGCAAAAGCCGAAUUAGAACAGUUAUUUGCAGUGAAAAAUACGCAAACGACAACAAACAUAGCGGCUAAGAAAUACACUACCGACACGAAGGAUGAAAGCAGCAACAAUAAUCGUGUUGGCAAAACUUUUAGAGAACCAAUCUCCACAAUCACAAAACUUUCGGCCCUUAAACCCGACUUAGAUUCUGCCUUAAAUUAUCUCACUACAGAAACAACAAUCGACAAGGAAACAACCACCGUAAAAAUAACUCUACUGCCACAAGACAUAAAGCAACGGUACGAAGACGCACGCGUUUUACGCAAAUAUGUAACAUUAAAUCGCCUGCGUACCACAACAGAAGCAUCUCCGGCUAAUGAAAUCACAGCAAGCAAAGAUACCAAAACGAAGCGUGUCUACGAUACGCUCAAUCGAAACAAAACUGAGCAAUUGACAAACAACUUAAUAAAUGAAGAAAUCAAAGAACAAUCAGCAAUUAGCAAAGAAGACUUAGGCAGCUCUUCCGGUCUACGCACUUUCAAUAAAUUUAGUAAACCCUCAACACGUCUUACAGCGAAGAGACCAUUAUCCGAUAAUUUGAAUGAUGAAAUCGUUACUAACCAUAGUGCUUCGGGGAUUGAGGUAACAAGUGAUCCCAUUGAGGGUACAACACGACGCUCUUUAAUUGCAUUUAACCGACCGAAGUUUGGAACUACAACUGUUAAGACUAUAGAAGAACCAGACGAAAGUGAUUAUAGCGAUGAUGUGAGUUCCAUACCUACAGCGGCCGAAACUACAACUAGUGCUUCUCUGAUAAAAACGACGCGACGACCUCUAAAUGCCUUUUCCAAUUCGAGAUUUAGAACGACUACGUCUAAAAAUACAGACGUAGUUGCUGAAGAUGAGGACAGCGAGCAGACAACUGCCUCGAUUGGUAGCACAACAAGCGAUCCUCUGGAUAAAACUACGCGACAACGACUAAAUAGUAUCAACAGUUCCAAAUUUAGAACUACGACAGUUAAAGCCACCGAAGGAGAAGCCGGGGAUGAGGAAGCUCAAUCUUCAAUUGAAAAUUCAACCACGGAACCACAAGAAAAAACUGCUAGACGACCUCUAAAUAAUAUCGACAGUUCCAAAUUUAGAGCUACAACUGUUAAAACUACAAAGGAUGAUAACCAUAAUGAAGAAUUGGAUGAGACGACAGUUUUAGUUCCCAGCACAGCGAGUGAAUCGCUGGAAAAAUCUACUCAACGACCUCUAAAUAGUAUCAGUAGUUCCACGUUUAGAACCACAACUGCUGCAACUCCAGUUAAGGAUAAUGAUAGUGAAGAAAGUAAUAGUCAGGAGGUGGUAUAUGCUUCAAUUGAAAGUACAACAAAUGAACUUCAGGAACAAACCACUCUACGUCCUCUAAAUAGUAUUAACAGUUCCAGUUUUAGAACUAAAACAAGUAAAAUCCCAAUGGAAGAAGUCGAAGACGAAGAAAUGGAUGAGAUGACCGCUUCAGUUGAUAGCAAAACAAGCGAAAACAGACCUCGAAGACCUUUAAGUAGUAUUAACAGUUCCGAUUUUAGAACUACAACUGUUAAAACUGCCGUAGAAAAGAAUGAGGUAGAGGAAAAUGUCAGUGUGGAUGAGACAGCUAAAUCAACUGAAAACACUACAAGUGAAUCUCGACAAAAAACAAGUCGACGACCUCUAAAUGGUGGCUCAAGGUUUACAGCGACUACAUCUAAAACUGCUGAUGAGAAUAAAGGAAGUAAUAGCGCGAAAGAAACAGAUACUUCAAUUGAAAUCACAACAAGCGAACCUCUGGCAAAAACUACACGCCGUACUUUUAUCAAUAGCUCAAGAUUUAGAACAACAGCUGUUUAUUCCACCGAUAAAGAAGCAGAAAGUGAGGAAAGUAGCUCCCGAUUUAGAACCUCAACUGUAAAAUCAAAAGGUAGUAAUGAAGGGGAAGAUACUGGUCCAAGCACGCUUGAGAGUUUGAUAGAUACCACGACAAGAAAACCGCUGGAUGCAACAAAUCGACUGUCAUACAAGGGCAUUAAUAGGCUGAAAUUCAGAACCACUACCGCUCAGACUGUGGAUGAACUGGACGAAAACAGUGAAGACGAAAUCGUUAAAGAUGAAACAGUCACCACCACACGUCGUCCUUUGAUUGCCUUAAACAGAUUUGAAACCUCAACAGAAGCCUCUAUAAAAGAUCAAAAUAUCGACAUUGUGCAGGAAGUAACUACAAUAAAAGAUAUAACGCAGCGACCCUAUGCGACUUUGAAUAGGUUAACCGUAAAAACUGCCACACGGGACGAAGAAAGCUCAAGCGAACAAACGGUCGAGGAUGUAACCAGCACAACAAAAGUUGAUACACUUAAUACAACCACUGGCACAAAACGUAUAUAUGCGGCAUUGAACCGUAAGACUUUCGUAACUAAACCACCAGUGGUUAUCUCGGACGCUGUAGAUACGAUGAGCUUCGAAAGUUCAACCUUAAAUCGCAUUAGUACAACAAGUUCAGAAGAGGUAACGCCGAAGGAAACUGAGGCGACUAUAAGUACGGAAAAGAGCUCCAACAUAGUACUUGAAAGAGAUGAGUCGGAGCAGUCUGAGGAGAGCACAACUGAAACUGUAACCGAUAGUGACAACAACAGCACCGCCGGCAGCGUUGAAAUCACCAACGGAAGUACAACAGUGAAUGAGGAUGAUAAUGCAGCAACGCGUCGUCCAGUUCUGGUAAGAAAGCGUAUUUACGUAACAACUACUACAAAGGCGCCAAGUGAAGAAACCACUACUGAAGAAAGCAUAUACCCAACUACGGAAAGUACUGAUCGGCGUACUGUAAUUCUGAGAAAACGUGUACAGAGCACCACAAAGCAAGCAUCAACCACUGAGAUUGCUACUGAAGAAGCGAACAAUACGACGACUGAAAAAGACGCAGCGCAUAAAGCUACACGCAUUCCUUUGCUGAUACGUAGACGAUUGAAUGCGACGGGCACGACCACAACAGAAACGUCGAACCCAAUCGAUGAAGCGUCUACGAAUGCCGAAACUACAACGCGUCGUUCAUUUGCUGGUUUUAACCGACAGCGCUUAAGUACACAGUUGCCAGCGGAAUCACUUACAAAUGUAGAUGACUCUGAGUCGACAAGAACUGAACCUUCAACCUCUUCGAAGAAGAUCGCAUUUGGACAGACAAAUCGACAUCGUGCAUUCUUGCUGUCGACAACCGAGACGUUAACGGCUACCACAAAGGAGAUUAAUAGUGAAAAUGCACUUGUAACGGAGUCAAAAGAGCGAAUCUCUGAUACUACAAGCAUUGAAAACCUGCAGUCAACACCGGCUACAGUUACGGAUGUUACAGCAAAACGCAGUUUCAAUAAUUUGAAUCGCUUCCGUACUACUACAGAAGCGAUAAACAAAUUGUCGUCGACGGAAGAGACCAACGAAGCUUCAAUUGAUUCAACCACGCGUCGUACGUUCGGCUUUAAUCGUGAGAAAACGACCACAGUGACACCUGCCAAAAGCACAGCAGAUUUGACCACUCCGCGCACUUUCAAUGUUUUUGCGCAAAAUACACGGCCAACUACAACAAAACGACCACUACUACCAACCAUCAAUCGAAGCCUCUAUCAAAGGGCUGAAGAAGUAGAUGAUAACGAGUACAGCGACGACUAUGUAGAGCCGCUAAGACCAAGCAAACCGGCAUACCAGCGGCCACAGUUCAUCACAAGCGAACGCCCACGACUGCAAGCUGUCACGCGCCGUCCAUAUAAGCUACCAGGCGUCGCAGAUAAAGAAUAUUAUGAUGAAUAUGAGGACCGUGAUGAUGAGUAUGAUGAAAACUCAGCAGAAAAUAGUACACCAAGUCGCGUACCAUUUGGCCGCUCGCAAGCCAAACAACCUACGACCGAACUACAGUAUAGCCUGCAAAACUUGAGAGACCGCAUUAAGUUAAGUCAAACACGUGACGAAAAUAACGAAGGCGUCAUAAACUCAAGACUGCAGCUGCUUGCAGCCAAUAGGGCCAAGACCACUGCAAGACCAACAGGAACCGACGCCGACGAACAAGACGAACAUAUUGGUGACAUAGACUCAAACGCUGAGCGCAACAGCAACGCGCUUAAUGUAAAAAAUAUCAUAGUCAGUUUGUUCGCAAAUCGUUUUAAUACUAACCGUACCAGCACUGUAGCUAACACUUUAAGUGAAACUAAAAUUAAUUUAAGUCUUAAGUCUAACAGCACACGAAUAACCGAUGAUGUGAGUAGUCAUGUAGAUAAUGAAGCAAGACGUGAGGCUGAUAAGCAGUUUGAUAAUGUUGAUAAUGAUGAUCAUGAUAAUGAUGAUGAUAUUGUAGUACCAAGCACUAAUGAUAAGGGUAAUGAAGUUAAUUCUAAACGACGUUUUCAGAAAUAUCAAUUCAACCGCGCAAGAUUCACAACAACAACGACUACUGCUACUGUAGCGCCAAUCACAACAACGUCGACGACGCGUGCCGCUAUUAACCAAUUUACGCCCAAACAAUUAUACCAGUCGAACAGAAAUAGAACAGCAACAAGAACAAAUCAGGUAAAUGCGUUAGUAGAUGAUAAAGGUGAUGAUGAUGAUGUUGAUGAUGAUGAUGAAGAUGGGGAUUAUAACGAAGGUGAUGUUGAAGGUGAAGCUAAUGAAGACAGCACAAUCACAGCCACCGUAAGCACGUUGACCACUAGUCCACCUCCCACACUGAGACGUAUACGGGUGUUAAAGUACCGUCGCCCAGUUGGCGGCAUUAGCAAUGCUACCUUAAUUAGUUCUAGCGUUAAUGAUAGUAGUAAUUCUGCAAUUUCUAGUGUUACUAAUACUACCAACACCGUUAGUGAAAGUUUAGAUACACCCAAGUCGUCCGAACAGCAAGUAGAACGUACUAAAUUAGCACCCUUGAAUUCCAUAGACUCUAAUACACAAGAAACCCAAAGUGAAAGUCCUGUAAGUACAGAAAAAGUGCCAACAAAACGCUUCCGCAAGGUUAUACGCAAGUUAAUACGACCGUUGAAUCGUACAACCGAAGCAACACUGUCGAGUGAAACUAAAGUAGAUACUGAGGUUACAACCAAAACAACUCUUACAGGUGCGUCACAUAUUAAUAGUACGCGCACGAACUUAUUUGGCAAAACCAAUCGUACGCGCUUCGGUAAGGGCGCGAUUUCUGGAAGUACAGAAAAACAAUCUGAAACCGAUGGGGAUGACAGGGCAACCGACACCGAAAUCGAAGCGCAGACAGAUUCUGAAGCCGUUACCAGGACUGUAACAACACAAAAGCCACGCGCUGGCUUGGUACGACCGAAAGCUAAGGACACCACGACUGUUACAAGUGGCAUUCCGCUGCCGACGCGACGUCCGUUUGUGUAUUCGCGCGCGAGUAGCACAACAAAGGCGGCUGCUGAAAACGGAGAAAGUGAUCAGGAAGAUGAAAAUGAAAAUGAGGACGGAGAUGAAGAAGAUGCUGGCGAAGAAGAAGAUUAUGAUGAAGAUGUAGAUGGUACGUCAACACCAUUAGUGGAGCAAGAGAAAGAAAGAGGGAGCGAACAACGUAAUGUAAUAAAAGCGUCUGAAUCGACCGAUAAUAACGGUGUUGAGCAAACACUGCCACCACGACCAAUUUCAGCAACCACACGUUUGAAAAAACUGCUGCCAGAUGUCAGUGCAACAACUGCAAUAAUCACAAAUGAACUUGAAGAGAGCACGAAUGCCGACAGCAACACCAACGUGACGCCAACAAAAAAUACACUACCCAUAACCAGACGUCCUUUCGGUUUACUUGCACGUACCAAAACCACACAAAGUGAAAUUGAAACGGAGAGUAACACUGAGGAACAGGAUACGGUCGAUAUAGCAACCACUACUAUACCGAGACGUCCCUACAGUAUAGGGUCACGCUUGAAAGCCACACAAAAUGAAAGUGAAAGCCAUGGUGAAGACCAAAACAAUGUUGAAGUGACAACGACCUCCAUACCGAAACGUACAUUUGGACUUGGCGCACAGACAAAGUUAAAACUAAAUGAAACUGAAAAUGGUACCCAAGAAGACGAACAUGAAGAAGUCACAACGAAGAGCACGCCGCUGGUUCGGCCAACAUACCGUAGAAAACUCGUCGCCAGACGUCCAUAUGUGCCACCAAAGGUGUCCGGAAUUACGAUCACCACUGCAGUGCCAACGACACUAAAACCAAAACGCAAAUUUGUGCGCCGUAAAUUCGGGCGUUUCCAUCCUUUCAAUGCCGUUAACCGCAACACUGGUGAAGGCUUUGUGCGUACAGAUCCACGCGGUCAAUUGCUGCCGGAAACUAAACGUUUCCGCAUACAGAACGGUAAGCGAGUGCCAAUACCGGAUAGCGAAACUUUAGCUGAAGAUGAGGAAUACGAAGAAUAUGCAGAUGAAAAUGAUGAAGCUGAGGAGGAGGAUGAGGAAGAAACGACCACGAAUGACGAACAAAACAAACCACAAACCCCGGUACCUAUUGUAGCAAUACGUCCAGUUACGCGCCCAACUGGCUUGUUAAAUAAACCACCAACUACAUUGUUAAAUGUGUUGAGAGAAAAGGCUGCAGAAACUGAAGCGGACACCGAAGAAAACGUGGUUAGUGAAAAUGAGGAGGAAGGGGAAGACGAGGAGGAGGACGAAGACGAAGAGGAAGAGGAAGAAAAUGUCGAUGCGUCAGACGAUGAUACAAAACAAGCAUCCCCCAAAUUCAAUACACCUACAUAUCGUCCUAAAGACAACCGCGUACCACCAGGUGCACGCCCCGCACUACCCUCUACCUCUACACCUUCAUCAGGUAAUGUUCCUUUUAACAACAGAGCCCGUCAGCCAUCAUCCUCAGCUGUUGAACGCACCAACGGUAAUCGUUUCGGCACCUCUGCACUCGGCAACACGCGUGUCACAAAUAGACCGCGUGUUGUUAAUCGGCCACAAGGAGUCGUGCCACCAAGCCUACCACUCAAACCAAUUGCCACCACUUUCGAGCGUACCACCCCGGUGGUACCGACAAAACCGGCACCAUUUAUAUCAACCAACACACGUUCCUAUGAACGGAAAUACACAGCCACUUCCACAGAGACACCGGAAAUCAUUAGCGAUAACUCACUUAUUGAAGAUUUAAACAUCGAAGCACUAAAUGCACGCAACAAAAAGAUAUUUGAUAUCAAUAGCAAAAAACACACUACCCUAAAACCGAAAAUAGUCAUACCUGGCGCCAAACAAACACCAACAGAUCAACAACAAGAUACACAAGAUCCCUUUAAACAAAACACAGAAACAGAAAACGAUGAUAAAUACACAGCAGAUGUGGGCGGUGGUGAACAGGGUUACAUAACCACAACACCACGCACAUCCGCCGCUAGCGACACAAACACUGAUUAUUAUGUCAAUGCUAAUGAAAUCUCUUCACAGGACAAUGGGUCAGUCGGUGAACGUACUAUAUUUACGACACCGCAAACACCGACCACGACUCUAUUGCACGUUUUCACGCUGACCGCUGACGAGCAGACAAAUCGGCCACCAACCGCCAGCGCAAAUACAAUUGGACGAUUGGUACCCGAGAGGGCGCGUCCCAAGCACAAAGUGGUAGAGAUCAAUCGUAUUGUUGAGAUCACCUCGAAAGCUGACAAACUGCGACGCAAAUCGAAAUCAAAUCAAGAAUUCCUCAAACCGAUCGGUGAGUCGCAACUACAGGUAGAGUCUUUGCCACAUUUAGAGCAGCUGGGCGAAAUCAGCGUAGUGAAAUUUGUGCAUUUGGUCGAUGGUAGCGAUAUCUCCGUUGAUGGACACAGCACUGUCACCGAUUAUACGCCUACAGAGUCGACUGCAUCAGCACCUGUAAGGAACUCGUUGCCCGAGGGUGUGCCUUACUUUGUACCACAGUAUGCCUAUUCUACGGAGAGUGUGCAAGUACGCACCACUUUGGAACAACGUAACGGUAAAGCAUUGAUACCUGAAGUUAUACGCAGUGCGGUGGAGUCCUCGACCAUCUCUUUGGAAGGCCUUUUCGAAGGGGGACGGCAAGGUAAAGAACUCAAUUCUCUAAAUAAUGUGUACUACAUAUUCGGUACAGACGAAACAACAACAACCAGUACUGUUAACAUAAACGCGAACGUAAACGUAAACGAGAACGAAACACAAAACAUAGAAAUCACAACACCAAGUACAAGCACGACCACAAGUUCGGCUUUACCGACCACCACGACCUUGUCAACGACAGAAACCAUCACCACAACUGCAAGCGCUUUGCCCCUUAUCCCGCAUAGCAAUAGCGUAAAUAACAUUCCUAACGAAGUCUCCACAAAUUUAGAAUCCACAACGAUUGUAGGUAAUACCGUAGAUGAAGAUGAGAAUACAACAUUCAUGCCGUCGAUAACAAACUCAACCACAAUUGAAGCAACUUUCAGCCAAAACAAUGCUACUUUAGCUGAAGUUAACAGUAAUCUCGUGGAAACGACUACAUCCACAGCCACCGAUGAUAAGGCUAGCACCGAUACGCCCGUGAAAUCAAGCACAUACGUAAGACCUGUUGUACCACUACCACUCUUACGUCCCGAAUCCAAUGAGUCCUCUCCACUAGUCAUAACCAUAGCCAACCUCGACAAAGUCAUACUUAGUAAAGUAGAUCGCACAGUCUCAGCCGAAAAUAGGUUGGCGUCCGCCAUCACUGACCAAAACCAACAAAAACAAUUAACCGAACCCAAACCCGCUGACUCGAAUGCGGAUUACUCCAGUCGUUUUGCCUCUGUCGUUGUGGCACCCACCAAUCUCGUACACGACACAAACGCCAAAGCUCAACUCGCAGACGCGAAUGUGUCUAAAACUGUAGCUUCCAGUGUUGGUAAUAGUAGUGACAUUGAUAGCGCUGCAGGUUCUAGUGUUAGUACGAAUACUACGAGUAGCUUAAGUAGUGGCAGCAUAGUGAAAGAAGUGAUAAGCUUUAGCACCGAGACGCAUGUGGUGCGUAAGAAGAAAUCGCGUAAACAUAGGGCGCGAAAAUUGCAAAAAUCCGGUAAACACAGGUCCACCACAGUUGCAGCGCCUGCUGCAACAGUAAUCCCAAAUGUAGUCAGCAAUGAUGAGGGCUACAAAAGUAGCAGCACAAGCGCAAGCGUUACAGAAUUGCCAGCAACAACGCCAGGGCUGAUAACGACGCCGCGCGUGCGCGUCAUACAAUUCAAAUCGAAUCUUUUGCACGAAAUAUCUGUAUGUAAGCCCUUGUGUAUUACCGUACUAAUGCGCUUGUGUUCCAACGUCUUUCAGGUUCGCACACCGACUGCAACGACGAUUGUAACCACCACGGCGCAGACGCGACGACCGGUGCUGAGCGUGCGCCGACGCAAGAUCAAUUCGCCGAACGCUUCAUCAGGUAUAGCUUACCAGACGGCUACGACGUCGUUACAGACGAGCCAAACGGCGGCAGCAACUACAACUACAGCUAAUGCGGACGCUUCGACCAAAAGUGAUGAGCUGCUAAUAAUCACAACAGAAUUACCGACGACGACCUUUAAUAAGUACCAACUACAACGUAAUCGUAAUAAACUGGUAACACCGGCCGCUACAUCAGCAACAGCAACAACAACAGACGAUCUAAAUGCACCAACAACAACGCUAUUUACAGCAGCAGCAAUUACACUGAACAACGCCAACAACAAUCAGAAGAGUUAUUUAAAUACAAAGUAUAGAGCUAAGCUGGCAGCAGCUAGUUUGUCAACGAUCGGCGCAUCAUUAGCAACGGAGACAACAAAUGUCGAUGGGCCAGCAACGGCAGCAACCACAACAGCCAGCAAUGACAUCAUACAGCAAGCAAAUGUCAACGCCAACACCAAACAACCGUCGACUGUGUUGCGCAGAAAAUUCCAAGCACGGCGUCUCAUUUCAACAACAACGGCAAGCGCCACAGACGAUAGUGCCACCGAACAGCCACGCACACCCAAUCCACUCUUCAAACGGCGAUUUUCGCUCGCCGCCAACCCUCCUGCCACAACAAUACUUUCGCCUAGUACAAACACUCCAGCUGAGACGCUCACCACAACGCUCUUCGUAGACGGUUUCGAUGCCGAGGAUGCCAGUGAUCAAGUGGCCAAAUCGAGUGUGCAUACAAAUCAUUUCAAUCAAUUUGUGCAAAAUGCCGAAGAUAAUGAAGCACAAAUACCACCACGAACUCUAACCACCGGCAUCAAGGCCUCACCACUGAAAUCAAAGCCGCACACAGCAGCCACAACAACACAUGCGCCCCUUGAGUCGCAACAGCAAUAUGUAGAAUCCAUCACACGACGUAUGGGCACCGUAGCGGCUACCACGGAAUUCACUGCAGCAAAACGAAAAUCUGUCGCCAGCAAACGAAGGCCACAGAAGUACACGCCCCCUACGCCACAAACGUCGACUGAAAGCUUAGCGUCGCGUCGCAGGCAGUCUGCGAAAGAGACGGUGAACCGGCGACGACCUAACAAGUAUGCCUCCGGCGACAGUUUUGAGCGACUAAAUGGCAAUCAGGCGGCACCGGCAAAGCCAAUCACUCACGUCAGCACGGUGAAGAGUAGCCAUCGACAAGUCGUCGACUAUGACUACUAUGACGAUGAAAAUGAACGCGUUGUUGGCAAUACCGAAGGGCAGCAGUUGAAAGUGAUUCUACACGGGCGUGGCAUAAUCGAAUGCCUGGAUCAAGGCAAUUUCCCGCAUCCGCUAUCGUGCCGGAAAUUCAUAUCCUGUGCCAAAUUCGAGACCGGUGGCGUGGUUGGCUGGGAAUAUACUUGUCCGAAGGGUCUCAGUUAUGACCCGGUUGGUGGCAUGUGCAAUUGGGCAGCCGGUCUCGGCUGUAAGGAGUAAUUGGCGGCGGCAUUAGCAAUCAAAAUCUUACAAAUGUAUACCCUUUGAAUACUGCUAGAAGCAUACUUUCGCACAAAUCGAUUUGCAAACACAGUAUAAAUGCAAUAAAGAAUACUCAUUAAAGUAGCUCAUUGAGAGUUUGACGUCUGCGCCGGAACUCAUACUCAUUCCAUUUUUUAAAACAAAUUUCCUCUAAUCCAUGCAGUAAAUUUGUAGUUUUAAUAAAAUUAUGUGAUUAUCGUUUAUUGUUUCUUUUUCCUUAGUCAUUUAAGCAUAACUUUAAGUUUAAGGUUAAAAAAUGUUAUAUUAAAUUUAGUUAAAUUUUGAAAAUGAAAAAUAUUGUAAAUGCUUAUAUUGGAAAAGUAUUCGUUUAUUGUAAUUUCUUUCGUCUUAUAACGAAUUACCAUACAUAUUUCUACUUUUCUAUGCCAAUACUCUAUAAAUUUCAUUAUUUAUAAUCAAUAAAAAGUAAAAUCUUUACUAUA